Messenger RNA from Musca domestica (house fly), 1541 nucleotides. Its product is annotated as venom peptide isomerase heavy chain. Bases 369 to 1499 code for a protein of 376 amino acids. Gene Ontology annotation, biological process: proteolysis. The record is from RefSeq and is a predicted model, not a curated record. The transcript has a single exon. NCBI's taxonomy places the organism in Eukaryota, Metazoa, Arthropoda, Insecta, Diptera, Muscidae. Gene Ontology annotation, molecular function: serine-type endopeptidase activity.
GGCUGGCUGACAGGCUGUUUGCUUGCUUACCUAGCUGGCUAGCGGCAACGACUUUGAUAAGAAAGAAAUUUUGCCAUUGGCCAAAAAUGAUCGGCUUUCUUCGUGUUUUGGCGAAAAAAUAAAGAGACUAAAGCAAUUCCAAGGAGAGAGAGAGAUUUCGCCAAUUUCUUAUAAAUAAGCCCUCCACCUGGCUACCUUAAGUUAAUUUAACAUUGAAACCCCAUAGAAAUAACAUAUCGCGCCAGCAAACAAAAACGGUUACGCCGUGCUUUAUACAAAAUAAAAUUUUAUGCGAUUUAAAAGCUAUUUUCACAACGGAUUUAUCAACGUGUUCGACGUGUUUAAACGUCAUCGUAGAAGAAGAGAUUAUGUGCUGUGCCUUGAAUUAUGUAUAUGUACUGUUACUUACAACCCUAUUACCCACAAUGGUGGUCCUGGCAAAUAAUAACAAUUUACCAAUGUUGGGCAGCAGCAGCAUCAGCAAAACAUUGUCCGUCGGCGGAGGCGCAGGCGGUGGUAUUACCCUAGCAAGGAGUCUAUCAAGACAAACAUCAAUAGCAGCAACACGUGUCAGCAUAACCAGAAGUUUAUCCCGACAAACAUCAACACGUGCCAGCCUAAGAAGAAGUCUAUCGCGACAAACAUCAAGAAAUGCAGACAGUUUACCUUAUGGAUAUUUGGAGAAUGCUGUUAGCACCUUGGAGGCCCAGUCGGCCCAGUGGAGCCAAAAAUUCCUGGCCAAACGGGAAGCAGAACCCCAUUCCGCACCCUAUGUGGUGUCAAUACAACUACUCACACCCGAUGAGGGUUUGGUACAUUAUUGUGCCGGAACCAUUAUCAAUGAACAUUGGAUAUUAACGGCAGCCCAUUGCCUUAGCAAUCCCCAGCUGGUGGCCAAUUCUGUGGUGGUGGCCGGUUGUCAUGACAUUCAUGCCCGAAAUGAAAGUCCUCAUGUACAACUACGUCACAUUGACUACUAUGUCCGGCAUGAACUCUACUUGGGUGGUGCCAAUCCCUAUGACAUAGCCCUGAUCUACACCAAAGAGCCAUUGAUCUUCGACAAAUUUGUACAACCGGUAAAUUUGCCCGAACAAGAUUCUGAACCUGAGGGUUACGGUACUCUCUAUGGCUGGGGUAAUGUCUCAAUGACAAUUGUUCCCAAAUACCCGCAUAAAUUGCAAAAGGCAAAUAUGCCCAUAUUGGAUUUGGAAUUGUGUGAGCAAGUAUUGGCCUCGUCCGGCAUGCAGUUACAUGAUACAAAUUUGUGUACCGGCCCACUGACAGGUGGUGUUAGUAUUUGUACAGCAGACUCGGGAGGUCCUUUGAUACAAGAUGAUAUGAUCGAUAUAAAUGGCAAUGUGAAGCCCACAAUUAUUGGCAUUGUGUCAUGGGGUAAAAUGCCCUGUGGCCAAAAGAAUGCACCCUCGGUAUUUGUAAGGGUUUCGGCCUUUACCGAUUGGAUUGAACAAAUCAUUACAACAGAAACACAAUUUGAGUAGUAGAAAAAAAAAAAAGAAAACAUGGAUAAUACAAAAGAAGAA